Molecule: messenger RNA, 781 nt
Organism: Xenopus tropicalis (tropical clawed frog)
Lineage: Eukaryota; Metazoa; Chordata; Amphibia; Anura; Pipidae
Gene: fhit
Product: fragile histidine triad
Molecular function (GO): bis(5'-adenosyl)-triphosphatase activity; catalytic activity; adenylylsulfatase activity
Source: RefSeq, marked provisional
AAAAAAUCAGAUUUCUUUUCUGUAUGAGGAAAUGAGCAUUGCUGAAAUAAUUUGGUGAUAUCGCUGGGAGGAAAGGGAGUGCUGCUGUCAGAGUCCUUUAUAAAGAAACACUCCUAGGGAUUUAGCCAAGCAUUUAGCUAAAGCUUUGCAAGGAAGGAAAGUUCCUGUUGCUGCAUUUUGCAAUGUCGUUAAGGUUUGGCCAGCACCUUAUUAAACCAUCCGUUAUUUUCUUUAGAUCUGAACUCUCUUUUGCUCUGGUGAACAGAAAGCCAGUUGUACCAGGUCAUGUACUAGUCUGUCCACUGCGUCCCGCAAACCGCUUUCGAGAACUAAGGCCAGAAGAAGUCAGUGACCUGUUUACAACUGUCCAGAAAGUGGCCAGCGUAGUGGAAACCCAUUUUGGUGGUAGCUCCCUUACUAUCUCUAUCCAAGAUGGCCCAGAAGCAGGACAAACCGUUCAGCACGUCCACGUGCACAUCCUGCCACGGAAAGCAGGAGAUUUUAAAAGGAAUGAUAAGAUUUAUGAGGAGCUGCAGGACCAUGACAGCAAAGGGCAGGAUACUCCAGAUAAAUGGAGAUCUGAGGAAGAGAUGGAAAAAGAGGCAGCUGCACUCAGGGAAUGCUUCUAGUUGAGCCAUUCAGGUGCUCAUUGGAUGUUUUUUUUUUCUUUUCUCUGAGUCUGUUCAUAUAACAAGGGAUGCAGCGAUCGUUAGUUAGCAAAUAAUUUAAAUAGUACAGUAGAUUCUGGCAAAAACUGAACUAAAAAUAAACUUUGUAAAAG